Messenger RNA from Glycine soja, 399 nucleotides. Its product is annotated as nudix hydrolase 2-like. The record is from RefSeq and is a predicted model, not a curated record. Bases 1 to 399 code for a protein of 132 amino acids. Gene Ontology annotation, molecular function: ADP-ribose diphosphatase activity; NAD binding; NADH pyrophosphatase activity. Lineage: Eukaryota; Viridiplantae; Streptophyta; Magnoliopsida; Fabales; Fabaceae. The transcript has 3 exons.
AUGGAUUCUGUUCCUGUUCCAUCCCUGUCAGCCUCCUCGACCCUUACGGAAGAAGUACAAGUGACUGCAUUGCAGAUGAUUGAACUGCUAACAUCUACCACUGAUGAACAUGGUGGUGUUAUUGUGGAAAUGGACAAGCCUAUGGAUUCUGCAACUUUUGUGUCCAUCCUCAGAGCUUCAAUUUCACACUGGAAACAACUCGGCAAUAUGGGUGUUUGGAUAAAAUCGCCUAUUCAUCUAGUCAGUCUAGUUGAAGCUCUAGUUAAGGAAGGUUUUUGGUAUCACCAUGCGGAACCAAAAUAUUUAAUGCUAGUAUAUUGGAUUCCCGACUCCGCAAAUACUAUUGCAAAUGCCACACACCGAGUGGGUGUUGGUGCAUUUGUUGUGAAUGAAAAAUGA